AGGCAAUGAAAAUGAAAAGCAUUUGUUUUGUUGCUGGUCUCCUUUUAAUAAUAGUUCAAGGCAGCUGGCAAAAUCCUCUUCAGGAUACAGAGGAGAAAUCAAGAUCAUUCAAAGCUUCCCAUUCUGAGCCACUAGAGGAGUCCAGACAGCUGAAUGAAGUGAAACGUCACUCACAAGGCACAUUCACCAGUGAUUACACCAAGUACCUGGACACCAGACGAGCUCAGGACUUUGUGCAGUGGUUAAUGAGCACUAAAAGAAAUGGCCAACAAGCACAGGAGGACAAAGAAAAUAACAAAGUCCCUGACCAGCUCUCAAGCAACGCCAUCUCCAAGCGCCACGCCGAGUUGGAGCGCCACGCCGAGGGCACCUACACCAGUGACAUCACCUCCUACCUGGAGGGCCAGGCUGCCAAGGAGUUCAUCGCUUGGCUAGUCAACGGGCGAGGAAGAAGAGAUUUCCCAGAAAAUGCUCUUGUGGCUGAAGAAAUGGGUCGAAGACACGCAGAUGGCACUUUCACAAGUGAUAUCAACAAAGUCCUUGAUGACAUGGCUGCCAAAGAGUUCCUAAAAUGGCUAAUUAACACAAAAGUUACCCAAAGAGACCUUUUGGAAGAAUACCAGUAAAAAUGAAGAAUAAAAUGGGAUAAAUGAAGAUCUUCAUUUCAUCAACUGCCAGUUAUUAAGAGAUUCUGAAAUCUGUAUUCUGUCAUUUACAUUUGUUGUAACAAAGCUAUGUCACCUUGCAUGCCAGGAAAUAAUUGUACUAUAGUUUAGUGUUGCCAAAGGUUUAUAUAUGGAAAACCUGUUGUCUAAGGGAUGGUUUUCUUAGCUUUAAGACUGUGGAAGUUCUAUAACUUCAUGUUUUGCAUUUAUUAGGACUAAAGUAACUCCAUUUAUAUUUAAGGAUAAAAUUAUUUUUCUAAAAAAUUUACUUCUAUA
Serinus canaria (Common canary) is the source of this 941-nucleotide messenger RNA. RefSeq names its product glucagon (gene GCG). The record is from RefSeq and is a predicted model, not a curated record. NCBI's taxonomy places the organism in Eukaryota, Metazoa, Chordata, Aves, Passeriformes, Fringillidae. Bases 6 to 626 code for a protein of 206 amino acids. Gene Ontology annotation, molecular function: glucagon receptor binding; hormone activity. The transcript has 6 exons. Gene Ontology annotation, biological process: positive regulation of insulin secretion involved in cellular response to glucose stimulus; adenylate cyclase-modulating G protein-coupled receptor signaling pathway; negative regulation of apoptotic process. Gene Ontology annotation, cellular component: extracellular region.